Drosophila virilis is the source of this 1377-nucleotide messenger RNA. It is a transcript of the gene Grl40a, whose product is annotated as Gustatory receptor-like 40a. Lineage: Eukaryota; Metazoa; Arthropoda; Insecta; Diptera; Drosophilidae. The record is from RefSeq and is a predicted model, not a curated record.
GCGAAGAGCCCAAAAAUGAGUAGCCCCUGCCGCGUAAUACGCGCCUCGAAUUAUCUGCUGCUGCUCACAGGAUACCAGAUGCACUGGUUUGACGCCCAGCAGCAGCGCUAUCGGAUCACUCUGCCCGGUGUGGUCAAUGUCUUUGUGCUGGCCUGCGUCUAUGCCGGCUGCUUUGCCCAGCACUUUCAGCCUUCGGCGCUGCUGAAGACGCUGCAGGAUGUGUCGCCUUUUCUAUACGACCUAACCCGGCUACAGCUCGUGCUGAGCAUCAAGGUGUUUAGCUACGCCAUUUACGCCUCUGUGCGUGCUGUAGGCGUGGCAAGUGCACUGACGGCCUCGUUGCCCCUGAAGAGCUCGCCGGGACGUCGCCGUGUCAAAAAUGAGUUCCUCGCCUAUGGUCUACUAUGCUCCACGUUCGUGGUGCUACUCUGCUUUGGCAUGUACAUCGGGUACGAGCUGGAGUUCAAGCUGCCGCCGCUUAAGGAUAUCAUGAUCGGGUCAGCUCUGUUCCUGCCUCAUCUUGUGCUUGCCGGUGCCAUGCGAUUCUACAGCAUAUUUGCCUGGCUAGCGCGUGAUCGCCUGCAGCAGCUACAGGCGGAAGUGGACGAGCUGCUGACCAUUGGCCAAAUGAGAACUGAAAUGCAGCUGGUGCCAGGCACCAGUUCCGUACCUGUAGCUGUAACGCCCUCCAGCAUGGACAGCCUGCUCAGCCAGUGCGAGCAGCUGCAGCAGCUGGCAACGAAUUUUGGCCACUUGUUUGAGUCCCUGGAGCACUCUCUGCUGCUGCUGCUGGGUAUCAAUGCCAAUUGUUUGCUCUUUGGCUGUUACGCCUUUGUCUACUACAGCAGCACAUGGUAUGUGCUCUUCGAUGAUCGCAGGCAACGCAUCUUCUAUGCCGGCAACGCCUCCAUCUAUGCCUGCAUUGGCUGUGACUACGCGUGUUUGCUGCUGGCGCAGACCCUGCUCGAGCAACAGGUUCGCUUUAUGGUAAAAAAAAACAAUUGGAAAUCCGGGCUCAAGCUGGUUUGGUUAUUCUUCUUGCAGAGCAUUCAGUUCUCGGAGAGACUGAGCACAGCUCUUGGCCAAAGAACUGUCCUGCCCAAGCGAAUGCGUCGCAUUGCCAAGGAUAUGCGCGCCAUUUUAUCGAACUGCUUUCGGUUUAAGUUCCUCUCGAUCUGGCGCUUUGAUGUGGCCAACUUUACACUGGUGGGUAACAAAUAAUUUGUAUAAAAUUUAGCUUUUACGCUACAUGCUUUCUUUGCCUUGCAGCUGCAAUUGCUUCAGCUGCUAAUUAUAGCGCUGAUUGUGAUAUAUCAUUAUCUGAACGAUGCUAUUCAGCUGGCAAACGAACGUUUUGAUAGCAACAACGAUGAAUAA